AUGCCACGCUUUGAGCCCAACGAUUAUGAAGCGCAUUUGUUUGACAUAUACGCGGAAUCCGAAUUUGCUAAGCAAGCGUUCCAAGCAAGAUUUACUGAGCAAGCGCUCGACGUAAAACCUCGAGUGAAGAAAAGCGAUAAAGGGGAGCUUUUUAUCCAAGUGUACCCCACAAUCGCCGAGUAUAAGAACGAGAAGCGAGCAGGCCGGCUUCUGACGUUCGGCAACAUCCCAGGCGACCCAAGCCACACCGAUAUAUCAGUCGAAAAAGAGUUCGUCGGUUACGAAUCCUACCUAUACCUGGAUCCUGAUCAUGGGAGCCUCUUCCUCCACGUUCUCAAAGGAAGAGCCAAAAUCUCGGUGAAUGACCAGAAUGAUCAGGCACAAGUCAGCGAAUCUUCUAUGCCAGGCACUCACCUACACAUCCCCGAUACUACGGACUCGGUUAUCAUCGAAAUGGGCACAAAGGGUUACAAAUUCAGCAUUCAUUGGAAAGAUCACCACAAGGCCACAGCGCCAACGCAUCCUAGGUCUUUGGAAAUACGCUCGUUCUUAGGUCGGCUAUGGGAGCGGCAACCUGAUAACCUGCUCUCACCGGAUCAGCUAUCUCCAUGGAUUCUUGGCCGGUACGGGGACCUGAAGCCGCUCGCCCGUCGUUCUAAGACGGACGGUACCACGAAGACGUUUGCAGUCAAGGAGGCGACCAAGGGGGAUAGUGUCGCGUGGGCAGGACAAAAGGAGCUCUUCUGGCUUAAAAAACUGCGUCACUAUUUGACGGAACAGAAGCUCGCGCACAGAGACCUCAAACAGGAGAACAUUCUAUUCGAAGAGGUUCAUGUGCCCAUGGAUCACCCCAAAGAUAUCGCAAGCACAAAAUAUUUAUUCCAACUUAUAGAUUUCGCAUUUGUUACGCGUCAAGACGAUCUGAAAUCAGUGCCCGCGUUCGGAAGUUACAGAAUACGGGAAGGGGGGAACCCCACUCACCCGGGGGUCGACCUAGCGGAGUUUCCUCCUAUACUCUUCGAACUUAUGGGAAUCACGUGCGACGACGAAGAAGACGAGCUCGACAACAAAGGAUGGGACAGGAAGGCCAAAGCCCUAGGCGCAGUGAACUUGGUCUUUCACGAACACAUACCGGAUCUCGAUGACAUCUUAAAGUCGGGGGAGAAUGAGCAACAAGUUAACCAAAAGCUCCAUGACCGUUAUCUCAAAAAGGCUCGUGGGCUCCUUCACCAUAAAAACGCAACGGGUCAAUCUAUUAUCCCUCAGGGGUACCAUGACAUGUACGAGGCCGCAGACCCGAAUUGCACCACUACGGCGCUUAACAUCCUCGAGAAAUUCAGAAAGAACCACGACUACUUACUGCCGCCCCUGAAGACGACAGCUGCAAGCAACUUGGCGGCAAUCACGAAUGAUACUUCUACUCUCAAGAUCACACCAGGGAGCUCAAAACACUGA
Messenger RNA from Lasiosphaeria miniovina, 1455 nucleotides. RefSeq lists its product as uncharacterized. Lineage: Eukaryota; Fungi; Ascomycota; Sordariomycetes; Sordariales; Lasiosphaeriaceae. The transcript is spliced from 3 exons. The record is from RefSeq and is a predicted model, not a curated record. The coding region runs from base 1 to 1455 and encodes 484 amino acids.